GUCAUCAUAUCUUGCUUUGGAUUAGACAUGUUCCACCAAACUCAAUCCAUAUCACUCUCUACACUGAUGUUCAGCAUUUCAGAGACUGUGCGCUCGCAUUUAAACACAUUGAUGAACAUAUCAGUUUUUCUGGGUCAAAUUACGGGGACGUCUGUUGGGACUGACGUUUUUGUUGGAUAUGGCUGGUGUGCAGAUUCUGUGCUGUUCAUGGUCAUGUAUGUCUUCCAGCUUGCUGUGCUUAUCCUUAGAGGUUCCCAUUGUCCUUGGAAUUGCUGGUUUGGUUAUGAAGGUGGGCUGGAAGUCUGGAAGAUCUUGCCAUCUAAGCAGUCCCAACUAGUUGCGAAUGACGACCCUGAGAACGCAGAAUGUGGUCACCUGGCUGUGGUCUGCAGCAAGAAGGGGGGCACUAAAGGAGGUGCUGAGGAGCUUUGCUAG
Molecule: messenger RNA, 435 nt
Organism: Suillus subaureus
Lineage: Eukaryota; Fungi; Basidiomycota; Agaricomycetes; Boletales; Suillaceae
Exons: 3
Source: RefSeq, a predicted model, not a curated record